Sphaeroforma arctica JP610 is the source of this 1701-nucleotide messenger RNA. RefSeq lists its product as hypothetical. The transcript has a single exon. Bases 1 to 1701 code for a protein of 566 amino acids. The record is from RefSeq and is a predicted model, not a curated record. Lineage: Eukaryota; Ichthyosporea; Ichthyophonida.
AUGUCCACGCUCGCCAGAUAUGCAGUCAUGCACCAUCCGCGGCUCUGGCGGUUUGCUCUCGCAGAACUCGUGUAUCCGCGUGACCGCGAAUCGCUGGUCCCCACAGAACUCGUGUAUCCACACAACCUCGAAUCGUUUGCCCCCUUAGACGACACAACGUCCCAGCUCCUGGGGCGGAUCCCACAGUUCCUCGAACAAGAGCCGCGGUUUGUCCCAAUCAGACUCGUGGUCCAGUGUGGCCCGAAAUGGCGAGCCGGGCUUCUGGUGGUCUCUGCCGCCGAUGCAACGAUAGAGAUCCUGGUCCCCACCUCGGGCGAGCUACCGUUUUCGGAGGAGACGGUCGCUGACGCACUGUACGACAUCCUGCCGCUCGAGAUCGGCGACUUCAACAUUGUCCUGGUGACUGUACCACCCUUUGCCUCCCGGAAUGCGCUUGCCUAUAUUACCUUCUACUACCAGCUCAGGUACGUAGAAGAGCUGCUUCUCAGUCCCAACGAGGCCACCAGAGCCCUGGAGGACGUUGGGCGCAAGGGCUUAUCGGUAUUCCGAGCUGCCCUGGACAGAUUCAAGGCCGUGUAUAAGAAACCCCCAGUGCCCGGCACCGAGGUGGUUAACGUCGGCGAUUCACCCCCACUGCCACAGGUUGUGUCUGACGACUGGCGCCCAGCCCCGGGGUCCGUUUUCCUACAGAUGCCACACGUGGUUGCAGUACAGCACGGGCUGCAGGCCAUUCUUCCCGGUACAUACAACCAGUUGAAUUUCACGGCGCUUACCGCGGAGACGUACGCGUCGAGCUGGGCCACCACCAGGUGGCGUGACGUUAUCGGACGACUCUACCCCAGUGCGUGUGCGUCCGUGAGCACCCUGGAGCUGUUUUAUAAUACCAACACGCGGCGGCUGUCGAACUGGGGUGGUAUGCUGCGACUAGUAAGGGCGUGUAACGCACAAGAUGGCGUGCGCUACAUUUUUAUAAUCAUGCAUCUCCACAAGCCAGGUGACUGGGACCAUGCCAACACCCUGAUCCUCGAUAAGCGCACGGGGAAAAUCGAGCGCUUUGAGCCGCACGGGUGCAACAACCGGGUCUUGCAGCAGGAACUGGACGACCAGCUGUCGGCUUAUGUGGCGAAGCGCCUGAGCCACCUCGGCUUCUGGUAUGUCCCGCUGCACCUUUCCUGCCCGACCACGGGGCCCCAGCUGAGGAAUCCAAGGGAUGAGGGCUUCUGCAACGCGUGGACGAUGCUGUUCCUGCACAUCCGAGUCGCCUUCCCAGACCUGGCUAUGGGCGAGAUACACGACUACUUUGCGUCGAUCUCACAUCGCCAGCUCCAGAGGACGAUCACCGCGUACGCCGGCGCCAUCAACGAGUUUGCGGAGGCCUAUGAGACCUACCUCGUGCCUGGGGCCAGAGUCGUGUCCGGCAGAGACCCGCGCUUGGUACGGGUUAUUGCAAGCACAGUCAGCGAAGACCGUGUCUUGAUCACGUACGGGGAGAACCAGGAGAGGACAAAAAACAUGGACGUGCGGUGGCUCAUGCUGCUAGACAUCCCGGCCGAGCUGAUGGUCCGAGGCCGGCUGGGCACCAUACUGCCCGACAUGUACGCGGACUUUAUGGCCAUGGCGGCCUCUGGCCACGGCCGACGCGAGCGAAAGCGAGACCGGAACUAUGGCGAUUAUGCGAGCGAAAACGACGACUCUGACUAA